Molecule: messenger RNA, 5450 nt
Organism: Esox lucius (northern pike)
Lineage: Eukaryota; Metazoa; Chordata; Actinopteri; Esociformes; Esocidae
Gene: frmd6
Product: FERM domain containing 6
Exons: 14
Coding region: 399-2255 (618 amino acids)
Biological process (GO): positive regulation of hippo signaling
Cellular component (GO): cytoplasmic side of apical plasma membrane; cytoskeleton
Source: RefSeq, a predicted model, not a curated record
UCUUCCACAUGUAUUCCAACUGUUUCAAAUGGACAGAAAAUGUGUCUCGCGACGCACGCAACUCUGAAUCCGUCUAUCCUAACUUUAUCCUGCAUUUGCUGACUAUACAUUGGAUAUACUCAAGCCUUUUGAUACGACUUGACAGGAUUUACUUUUUUUGAAAAAGUAUUAGCAUUUUUUUCUCAUGAAAGUGUGCGGCCCGGCCUCUCACCUAGCGCUCCCCUAUGUCCUGGCCUGCUGAGUCCGGUGUCUCCUCACUGGACUUGGGCUGUAGCUGAACCCAGGCUGCUGCUGGAUUUACUGGUGCUGGUACUGCUCCUGGCACUGGUGGUGGUGGGUGUCCCGUCCCAGGGGCCUGGAGGAGCCCCCUCUCCUGUCCACCUCCCAGCCACAGGAAGAUGAACAAGCUGACCAGCUUCCACAACAACAAAGCCAUGCAGGACCGGCGCUGUGUGUGUGUGUUCCUCCCCAACGAUGACACGCUGAACGUCAUCGUCAACGUGAAGACUCUGUGCCAGGAGCUGCUUGUCCAGGUUUGUGACCUUCUCCGACUGAAGGACUGUCACCUGUUUGGACUCAGCGUAAUUCAGAACAAUGAGCACAUCUACAUGGAGUUGGGCCAGAAACUGUCCAAGUACUGUCCCAAGGAGUGGAAGAGAGAGGCCAGCAAGGGGAUCGAUCAGUUUGGGCCUCCCAUGAUUAUCCACUUCAGGGCUCAGUAUUACGUUGAAAAUGGAAGGCUAAUAAGUGACCGCUCGGCCAGGUACUACUACUAUUGGCAGCUGAGGAAACAGGUGUUGCUGUCUCAGUGCAUCCAAAGGGAGGAAGCUUACUUUCUGCUGGCAGCCUUCGCCCUGCAGGCCGAUCUGGGCAACUUCAAACGAAACAAGCACUUUGGGAAGUACUUUGAACCGGAGGCCUACUUUCCUCCAUGGGUGAUAGCCAAGCGCGGACGUGACUAUAUCCUGAGGCACAUUCCCAACAUGCACAAAGACCAGUUUGCCCUCACUGCCUCAGAAGCUCAUCUCAAAUACAUCAAGGAGUGUGCCCAGCUUGAUGAUGUCACUGUCCACUACUACAGACUAUAUAAGGACAAAAAGGAAGUGGAGGCUUCUUUGACGUUAGGAUUGACCCUACGUGGAAUCCAAAUAUUUCAGAACGUGGGCACGGUGAGACAGCUCCUAUAUGAUUUCCCCUGGACCAAUGUGGGCAAGCUGGUGUUUGUGGGGAAGAAGUUUGAGAUCUUGCCUGACGGUCUUCCUUCGGCCCGUAAGCUAAUUUACUACACCGGUUGCCCACUGCGAUCCCGACACCUAUUACAGCUUCUCAGCAACAGCCAUCGCCUCUACAUGAACCUUCAGCCUGUCCUCAAACAGGUCCGCAGACUGGAAGAGAACGAAGAAAAGAAGCAGUACCGUGAGUCGUACAUCAGUGAUGCCUUGGAGCUGGACAUGGACGGGCUGGACAAGCGUUCCCGGGCCAGCGGCAGCAGUGCCGGCAGCACCGUGUCCCACCUGAAACGGCUGUCUCGCCACUCCACCACCAGCCACAGCAGCUCACACACCUCGGGCAUCGAGACGGACAGAGGGGCUCCACACCGGGCCCUGAGGACCUGCGGCUCCUCAACAACCAGCCACGGGAGCUCACACACUUCAGGGGUUGAGAGCGGGGGCAAGGACCGCAUGCUGGAUGACGAUGAAAUUGAGAUGUUAGUGGACGAUCCUAAAGAUUAUGAGGAGCUCCAUGAGCUGGCCCUAGAACUGAACCAGGACCUGUGCAUCCACAUCACAGAAGACAUGCUCACCAUGUCCCCUGAGCAAACCAAUGGAUACUCAGGACUAAUAGUGAAGGAAGUAAGCUCGUCCACCUCUAGCUCCUCUGAGACCGUGGUCAAGAUGAGAGGCCAGAGCAUCGAGUCCCUCCCUCAGGUCAGGGGCGGAGACGUCAUUUCCUGUUUGACGUCAGUGUGCAGGAAACCACAGACGUCAACUGACCGGCACAGCCAAUCCCUGGACGACGUGCGUCUCUACCAGAAGGGGUGUCUGCAGUGGGCGGAGCUAUGCCAGGAUACGGCCCACAGCUACACCUUUGGCUGCGCCCAGGAGUUGAGCGAUAGCAGCGGUUACCAGGGUAACCUGGCCGAGCAAUGCACCGGCAUGCGCGGGGACCAGCUGGACGGCUUCCCCAUCAAAAGGACCAGCAAGUACUUCUCCCUGGACCUAACCACCGAAGAGGUCCCAGAGUUCGUGGUGUGAUUGAGGGGGAAGGGGGGAUGAUGGGGAAUAGGUUGAUGUGACGGGGGUGACCUCAGCAGCCCGGCUCCCCUGACCCAAAUACUCAGACUUGGUGGUACCUCAGGAUCCAAAGCAAGAGAAGAGAACUACUUUUGGAGGGGUGAUACUUGUUUGUGUGUCUGACAAACCCAUCCGCUGUAACCUAGCAGCACCGGACUGGGAGGAGUCAGAGGACAUAAAGAAAAUGGAAACUGAAAGAACCUUCUAAGGAUUUUUUUUGUAGACUAAAACGGGAAAGAUAAAUGAGGAUACAUCUUUGCUAGGUUUCAUGAAAAAUCUGCAGGCAUCUUUUAUUGGGAAGGAAGCUGCUUUAUGUCGGCACUCUAGUUGGGAAUGGAGUGUGAAAGGAAAAAUAAGGGAAAGUCAAGGAAUAGCUAACCAUGAACUUUUUCAUUCAAGCAAGCCCUGACUGUCUGUAUUUCUGAAGCAUGUACUUUCUCCAGACUGGUUUUUGGAUCUGCAUGCCAUGGAUAGUGGUUCCCACUGUUUCCGCUCUGCUUCCCCUACUGCAAGGAAAGAAACAACUCUCAUUGAUAGUCAAGCUACAGCUAUGAACCAAAGAGAAGUCACACUAAACACUUAAAGAACAGCAGCUUGACAAUGUUUUAUGUCUCUAUUGUUUAUUAUUUUAAUGUGCAUCCAACCAAUGAGAUAAUAGAUCCUUGUCAGUCGAUGACACGAUAACAUGAUGUCACAAUGAGAUGGUUCUGUAUUGUUCUGACUCUGAUUCCUGACUCCAGAGUGUGACCCAGGCAGGGGGAUUUGGGUUAGUUUCAGAACAUUCCAGGAGAAGAAAUCCUGACCCUCCUGAGUGUCUUCCCAUCUCUAGAAUGCAGUAUGUCAAAUAUGACAUAAUCUUGGAGCCUAGAACCAAAAUCCAGCGUGUGCUAAUCUGUCACAAGUGGUUCGACAUGACACACCAUAUCUCUUUUUGCGAGGAAGUGCAAUGUGCCAAUGGUUUGUGGCACUGUCUCAAGUGUAGUGACUAGACUGAUGUUAUGAACACACCCAAUGUGCCUUUAUCACACCUAUGCAAGUCCUGGAUCACAACCUUGCCUUGACAAUCAAUCACCACUUCUCCCUGAGCAACAUGCACCCACAAACCGAAAAGUUUUAGGUAAUUUAGGUUAAGUAUAUUUUAUUAAGUUAUAGUUCUGUAAUUACAUUAUUGGUCAGAAGGACCUGUGUUAUUUGAUAUUUGGCAAUUGGAACAUUAUUGUUCCGUUUUCAUGGAUUAACCAAUAAUAAAUUAAUGAAAGUACUCUUGUAAUGAUGUGAUUCACUAUCCCUAUCCUAGUUUUAUGUUAAAACAUGUCUGUGUCAUGUUUAGUUUCCCGUCACCUUCACUUCCUGUCCAGAUAAAUGUAAACCGGGUAACGUCAUAGGUUAAUUCCCUGAAAACAUCAUUGGCUGUUUCUGGUUGGCUCUGAUGCUUGGGGCUGGUUGAGUUUCUACAUGUCUUUACCUGCCUUUCGGUGUGCAGAGCUGAGUAAAAGCAGAUAAUGUCAUCCACAAACAUGCAUACACACUGACAAAAUGGAGGCGAAUUGGCCUGAGGACAGCUAAGAAACUGACCUGUUACUUUGCUCUUUUUGUAUGUUGGUUGUUUUAAAAAAAGUUUAUUAAUUUGGUUGUCUUUGUUUUUAGCAUUUUCUUUUAUUGUCUUGAUUAUUAUUUUAAACUGGAACUUGUUACAACAUUAUGUUUCUUCUGUUUUCAUUAUUUUAGGUGAUUGGAAGUUGAAAUUGUGAUCUUUUUUGUAUGGAGCGUUUUAGAACAGUGAUAUUUGUUGUAUAUGUUGAAAAGGUAUUACUUGUGUGUAGUGGGUGUCUGUCAGUAUUAUAAGCGAUGUAUGUGGCAGUAUUAGAAACCUGUGACAUCAAAUUCACUUAGUUUUAAUAUUGUGCGCCUUUUUACCCAGGGCUAGUUGUCAUUUCAAUUUACGGUAGCUGAAGAACGUUAAUAUGAUAUAUAAUGAUCUAUGCUUUGCUCAGUUAAUUAACCAAGCGCUCAAUGUUUCCAUGGUGUGAACUCCACAAAUCAUGUUAGUGACAUUUCUUACACCUUAUUUUCCAUUAAAGCUGCUCUCUAAUGCCUCUUUUAUUUGCUAUUAUCUUAGAGAUUUUGACCCUCUUAAAACUCAAAACUACUCAAUCUAAAUUGAAACUAGGAUUUGUUUCCCAAAUUGGCCUAAAAACAGUACAUUUGCAUUUAUACUGGAGUCAGUAAAUACUUUUGAAAAUGACUGGGUCAGUUUCAGUAACCUCUUGUUUAUUGUAUGGUGAGAGUGCCAAACGGAUGUCCAGUUUAAUUCCAUAUUUGUAAUCCCAUUAACUAACAUCUUUAGAAUAAUGAACAAAACUAAAUACUACUUCAUUGUGUAUUUGUAAUACAAGACCACAGUGUACCUCAAUUAAGCAAUAGUUUGAGAGUAAAUAAACCAAGCUUUUUCUAGAACCUUCUGGAGAGAAAUAAUGUUCUAGAAGUUUUAGAAUGUUCUAGAAGACUCUGCUGUGGUACUGGGCAGAGAUGGGAUAUUUCCUCCUCACGUUUCAAAAGCUGAACAUGGUGGUAUAGAACAAAGCAAGGCCAAGGAAACAAAACCAAAUUGUUGAAAAUGUUUAGCUAUAAUAAUUAAUAUCAAAUAAUUAUUUUGAUAUUGUUUGUUGAUUUCAAAGAAAAACAAUUUAUGCUGUAACAGUUCAUUUCUAAUUGUAUUUUUUUUCUAUUUUUUACGUUAUUUCUACUCAUCAGUAAUUGGGAUCUAAGUAAACAGAAAGACAGUUUUUCACAUGUUGAAUGAAAAUUUUCCAGUAGUUUGUUAAUGAUGUUCUUCUAUAUGCUAUUUAAACUCAGUGUGUUCAGGUACAUAGCCAUAAAAUUAGAACCACAGCCUGAACAUUGUUGCAUUUUGUUAAACUUUCUCCUUUGGCGAUUUAGCUUAUAUUCACAGCCAUGCUGGCUCUAAGUAAAGGUUUGUAUGUCUGCACUAAGUAUCCAUAGUCCUUUCUGUGAAAGGAUCUCCCUUCAGGAAAAAAAUAUGUUCUUUUGUCAAACCCUGUAGUGAAAAAAACAUUUGUUAAUAUGAAGUCUGGUGUGUGCCUUCUUGGUACUAAUGCCCAUAACAACAUUCAAUAAAAAAUGUACAUUAAAUUA